AUGCCACGAUACGACCCAGGUCCUGUCAACCAGUUCAUCGUCCCCGACGAUCCGUACGCCCUCCCUCCUCAAGCGCCAAAGCAUAAGCGUGGCAAGAGCAUCUCCGCGCUUGAACGCAUCGCCGUGUUUACCGAAGUCACCCAACGUGUAAAGAGGCGUCUGCGCAAUGCGAUCGCCGGUGCGGUAGGCGCAUCUUCCGGCGUUGGCAUUCGUACAAAACGAAAGAGCCAAGAUGCGAUGAACGUCGAUUCUGUAUGGAAUGGCUGGCACGCACCAAUCCAACAUUCCAUAACGGUCACGGCACAAGAACCUCAAUCAGUGGAGAUACCAGAACCCCCUGUCGAGUACAAUCGAUUCUCUGUCGUCAUGAAGGACAACUGGUCAGUAUCUGACCUGUCUAUGCAUGAUGGAGAGCAGAGCAGCGCUCCAACUCCUCGCGCGACGACGCCAGAACCUGCAACACCCAAGUAUAACAAGACAUUCAUCGUCGAGCCUCAUGAUGAGGAAGAAGGAGCGGAGGAUGACGAGGAAGGAACCGAGUACGCAGGUGAAGAAGAAGAAGAGGAGGAGGAGAACUCGAGCCCAACGCAGCAUAUCCAGCAACUCAGAACCGAAACACCGAAACGAAGGCCAUUGAGCACCGCACCGACUUCUGCACCUCAACAAGUGGUCAAAUCUCCCAAACCAACGAGACGGCAAUCUACACAGUCGACUUGUACCACUCGUUCACAGCAGAAGACGCCUACACUCGCGAGUCGGACUUCAUCCACGGAAAGCUCACCGCCGAAAACACCAAAGCUUACGUUGCAAACCAACUUUAACAAAACACCGGUUGCGGAGGGAUCGAACUUUGUUCUCGCUGGACUCGUAGACAACACUCUCAGUACCUCACCUGUUGGCCUGGGUUUGGGCUUGAGUUUUGGCGAGCACUCUCCAGUCUAUGGCAGACAAGAAUCCAUGGAAGUUGUCCUACCCACUGCCCUCCUCCUCGAGCAUAAUACAUUUGCCACGAUAUUACACGAAGAACAGGAGCUGAAACCCUUGCAUAUGAAGGUCGCAGACAUACCCAGUCUACUUCCCGCUGCCAAUAUAUCAGAAAAGAAGAGUAUACAAAAGCCAAAAUCUCGUCGAGGCUCAUUGAACACGGACCCACCAAGUACUUGCACCUCUCGGCGUGCGGCAAUCCUCGCGCAUAAGCGAAACGCAUCAAAGAACAGUCUAGGGAGUGGUGUGGUCGAUCAAUCCCGAGACUCGAUCUCGGCGGCGACGUUGCGCGCGCAGAUUGAUGCGCUCCCAAAUGAACAACAGGAGAGCCCCUCGAGAUGGAAGCCGUGGCUUCAUCCACAAUUAUCCUCACCAUUUGGCGGCCAACGUGUGCAUCUAGCUCCACAGCCGCUGAGCCUGUUCACGCCACCUACCCAUACGUCAAGCAUCUUUCAUUGA
Serendipita indica DSM 11827 is the source of this 1443-nucleotide messenger RNA. NCBI's taxonomy places the organism in Eukaryota, Fungi, Basidiomycota, Agaricomycetes, Sebacinales, Serendipitaceae. The record is from the annotation of a GenBank genome assembly.